Molecule: messenger RNA, 2382 nt
Organism: Effrenium voratum
Lineage: Eukaryota; Dinophyceae; Suessiales; Symbiodiniaceae
Source: the annotation of a GenBank genome assembly
AUGGUGCUGUUGGAUAUACAGCUGCCAGCCCUGGCCAACCUUGCGGACUGCUCCGAUUGGCCCGUGGAGCGCCAGGAGUGGAGCCGGCCCCGGCCCAUUCGGGCUUGUCCGCUCAAUGCGCCGGGCUGCGCUUUCGCCCACCAGCGCGACUUCGGCGCGGAAGCCCUGGUGUCGCAGUGGCGCGCCUGGCUGCGGCCCAUGCGCUGGGGCCCGGGCAAGUGCCAGCAGGUUUCGCCGGAGCUGGACGCUUUGGAGCUGCGCUUCGCGGCGGAGCUCCGCGUGCGACCGCCAGGCGCGCGGCGGCUCGCGGUCGGGGCGGCUGAGGCCGCGGGCGGCUUUGCGGAGCUCUGGCGGCGCUGCGGGGCGCUGGCGCUGGUGCAGGGCUUGGCAGAGCUGGAGGGUCUCCUGCCGGCCGCGGCGCUGCCGCGGCUGCUGCGGCACUUCGCCCUCCGCGGGGCCCUCGGGGCCGCCGGCGGCGGCGCGGCGCACUCGGCGCACUCGGCGCUGCUGCGGCGCGCCGAGGCGGAGGUGGUAGGCCAGUUUCGGCAGCAGCUCAGCAGAGGCGUCGGCUGCGACGUGUGCUGCUCAGACGCCGCUUGUCCCCACGCAGCUGAGGCAUCAGGCCUUUGUGCUUCAGACACCCAGUUCGAUGCUGUCCAAGACCUGCGGGACCGCCUGUGGUCGCGCGCGGAGAUGGUCUUGGACGCUGGCCCUGCCAUGUUGGUGCAACCCUUCGAACACUGUGAGAGGGUGGCGCAGGAGUCUUCCAACAACAACCUCGAAGAGGAGGUGGCGCUGGCCUGGAAUGAAGCGGAGAAGUCCUCCUGCGUUUUCCAUGAAGUGGCCGACGCUGUGUACUGCCACGCGCAGCUGCGCCAGGAAUGGCGGGUCUUCGGCGCUGCGCGGGCGCUGCAGCAGGCCGCCUUGCUCCUUCUCCUUUGCCAGGGCUGUGGGCCCCUGUGGCCGCUUCCGUUUACAAUGGAUGAGCUGUGGCACAACUUCUAUGUGGCCAUUGACAUGGCCACCAAAGUCGCCGAAGCUGUGAAGGAGAACAUUGCCCAGAAGCACAGGGAUUUGGCCGUGCUGUUGGGCGAGAGCACAAUUUGGAGCCAAGUGGAAGGGACCGCCGGGCAGAGCUCCAUGGACAUGAUGAAGCCUCAACCGCUGCAAGGUUGGCACACUUGCCCACUUGAGCUGGGGCAAGUCUCGCUGGCCCCUGGAAGGCUCGAGGUUGGUGGGAACUUACUGCGAGGGCGUGAUGGCACAGUGAGUCUUCAGGCGUGCCACUCAGCCGUGGUCUAUCAUGCCCACGCGUCGUCGGGAAUGCCAAGGCGUCCGGACGAAAGGACUCUGCUGGUGCUGCCCCUGUCAGAUGUGUCCUUUCACAUCUCUGUGGCAGUGAGGACUUGGUUUGGAGGUGCCCUGCUGCUGGUACACCACUUCCUGGGAGGGCCUGGGAAGGUGACCAUUCUGCUCGCGGACGAGGGCGAGGCCCCGGUCUUUGCCGAGCUACCGCGCAGGGCCAGGUACGGAGGCAACCACGGCGGCUUUGGUGUGCAGCGUCGUCUGGGGAAGAUGAGCAGGCUAUGCACCUGGCUGUCGGAUGUUCCUCCGCUUUGGCUAUCUACUGCCUCAGGUGCUCGGAGUUUCGGCCGUGGUGUGUGGGGCUUCCCCAGCAUCGGCAUGGAUCACGGCCGUGGCUCCGACUACGACUGCAGCGGCAGCUUUUGCUUCGGCCUGCGGCGAUGGGGAGCUGCCGGGCGCGUCGCCACGCUGCGACCAGCCCUGGACCUGCCAGCGCCAGAAGUCCGCGGUGCGAAAUCCGUGCGGCUGCUGCUAGUGCAGCGCUCGCAGCGCCUGUCCCGGCGCAUUGUGGGCGCCGAGAUGGUGGCAUCAGCAUGGAGAGGGGCGCAGCGGGCGCUGCGGCUGGAGCUCUGGCGCCCGGAGGUGCAGAGCCUCGCGGCGCAGGCACAGCGAUUGGCUGGAGCUGACAUACUGGCAGCAGUCACUGGACAGGCCUGUGGGCUGGGCAUCUUCCUGCGCAGGGGCAGGGUGCUCCUUGAGUUCACGCCUGCCAUCGACAGCUCCUAUGGCUGUCGCUGGGGAUGGGACAUGAAUCCAACCAGCGAGGUAGGGCAAAUCGCUCGCCUCGGUGAGCUUCAUCACCACUGUGUCAUGGCUCGACCAUUGGGAGUCGCAGCCAACACCCCGGCAGAUGCGCGGAGGUCAGCUGAGCUGGCACUUCAGAGUCGCUCAUCAGGAGACCAGCAGUUGCGCGCUGAAGCUGGUCUCACCUGGCGCACUGCUGCGAAAGUUGUGAUGCCGGCGCUGGGUGCUUCCGGCGCGGCAGCCGAGACUCUUGCGGCGAUGCGGAUGGGUUAG